Messenger RNA from Cinclus cinclus, 2179 nucleotides. RefSeq names its product aladin WD repeat nucleoporin (gene AAAS). Gene Ontology annotation, cellular component: nuclear pore. Bases 113 to 2074 code for a protein of 653 amino acids. Gene Ontology annotation, molecular function: protein binding. Gene Ontology annotation, biological process: nucleocytoplasmic transport. The transcript is spliced from 16 exons. The record is from RefSeq and is a predicted model, not a curated record. NCBI's taxonomy places the organism in Eukaryota, Metazoa, Chordata, Aves, Passeriformes, Cinclidae.
GAGGGUGAGGGGCGGAGGGAUCGCCGGCCCGGAGCCGGCGCGUUCCGAGGGCACUGGAGGUUUCAGCUGUCGCCCCCCACCCGCUGGGCUCGCCCCCAGGCUCGGCGCCGCCAUGUGCUCCCUGGGGCUGUUCCCGCCGCCGCCUCCCCCAGGCGAUGUCACCCUCUACGAGCUCAACAACGCUCUGGUGUGCGGCCGCCUCAGCGAGCAGCUUCCGCUCGCCUUCCAGAGCCAGGUGCCCGACCUGCCCGUGCCGAGCCUGCCCAAGGAGCCCCUCAAGGCUCACGGCCGCCUGGAGCCCAGCGCCCGCCCGCCCUUCAUCCACCACCGCGAGUCGCUCUGGAAGCGCUGCCUCAGCGCCUGGCGCGACGCCGGGCUCUGUGGGCUGCUCAGGGAGCUUGCCGGUGCCGAGGAGGAGGGGCUGCGGUGGCUGCGGACGGGCUCGAGCCACGCGCUGGCCGUGUGCCGCUGGCUGUCCACGCUGCACGGAUCCCUGUUCCCUCACCUCUCCCUGACCAGUGAGGACAUGAUCUCAGCCUUCUCCCAGACCGUGGACUGGGCUGGCUGUAUCGUCCGGGCCUUCGCCUGGCACCCCCACACCAACAAAUUCGCUGUGGCUCUUCUGGACGAUUCCAUCCGUGUGUACAACUCCAACAGGUGGGGCUUUGUCCCGGGAUUUGGGCAGCCCGGGGUGGGCACUGCUUUGGUCCUGCUGCCUGUGGCCUCCUCGCCCACCUGGGCACACCUGGGCUCCUGUUCAGCCCUCCCUGCUCCUUCCGUGCUCUCCCCAAGCCUGAAGAGCUUUCCCUUUCCUUUUCCUGCCUGGUCUGUAGCUCUGGGGACAUCCUGGGGGUCACACAGCCCUGGGGGUGGUGACCAGGGUGGGGGGACACGGGCUGAGUGUCCUCUGUCCCCCAGGUGUCCCUGCUCCCCCAGGGAAUGCCAGUCCCUGCUCAGGAGAAGACUCUGCCGGCGGCUCCUGCAGCCCCGCCAGGUGUCCCCAAGCUGGGAUUUCCGGCCAGCCUGGGCCCUGUCCAGCCUGGGGACAGCUCGGCUCAGUCACACCAGUGCCACUGUGCCCUCGCUGAAGCAUCGCCUGCAGAGGAACGUGGCUGCCAUGGCCUGGAAGCCUCUCUGUGCCUCCAUCCUGGCUGUGGCCUGCCAGAGCUGUGUCCUCGUGUGGCACCUGGACCCCACCUCCCUCUCCACAAGGCCCUCGUCGGGCUGUGCCCAGGUGCUGUCCUACCCUGGGCACAGCCCUGUCACCAGCCUGGCCUGGGCGCCCAGCGGCGAGCGGCUGCUCUCGGCGUCACCAGUGGACACGGCCAUGCUGGUGUGGGAUGUGUCCACUGAGACCUGUGUCCAGCUGCAGUGGUUUGGGGGUGGCGGUGUCACCUACUUGGCCUGGUCCCCUGAUGGCAGCAAGGUGCUCGCAGCCACCCCCUCGGCCGUGUUCCGGGUGUGGGAGGCCCAGAUGUGGACCUGUGAGCGCUGGCCCACAAUCAGGGGACGCUGCCAGACAGGGUGCUGGAGCCCCGACGGCAGCCGGCUGCUCUUCACUGUGCUGGGCGAGUCCGUCAUCUACUCCUUGUCCUUCUCCGAGUACCGUGGGGAGAUGCAGGGGCAGGUGGGAGGCUCCAAAACGGCCUCGAUCGUGGCAGACCUGUCCGAGACCACCUUCGAGACCCUCUAUGGGGAGGAAAGGAUCGGAGGAGAGGUUCAUUCCAUGGUGUGGGACCCCACUGGGGAGAGGCUGGCGGUGAUCAUCAGAGGACAGCCCACAUGUCCGGGCAGCCAGGUGGCCGUGGCCGUGUUCCGCACCCGCAACAGCCCCGUCUUCGAGCUCCUGCCCUGUGGCUUCGUGCGGGGCGAGCGUGGUGCCCGGCCCCAGCUCAUCUCCUUCCACCCCUGCUUCCCUCAGGGCGCCCUCCUGACCGUGUGCUGGUCCUCAGGGAAGAUCUCCCACAUCCCAUUCUUCUUCGUCAGUGCCUUGGAGCCCCGCGCCAGCCCCCGCCGCAGCCCCGUGCCUGUGCUGGGCAGCGUCAGGGAGCAGCCACUCUUCUCCGAGCUCUGACCCUGCCCUGGCACCCCGGGGCCUCCUCUUCCCCCAGGAGCCCCCUACACCUGCUCAGGGUCUGGCAGUGCUGCUCCUGCCCCAAUUAAAAGUGGAUUUUCCCUC